Molecule: messenger RNA, 1377 nt
Organism: Emiliania huxleyi CCMP1516
Lineage: Eukaryota; Haptophyta; Isochrysidales; Noelaerhabdaceae
Exons: 4
Coding region: 1-1377 (458 amino acids)
Biological process (GO): tRNA methylation
Cellular component (GO): tRNA (m1A) methyltransferase complex; nucleus
Source: RefSeq, a predicted model, not a curated record
AUGAGUGCCAGCCCCACGGCUAUGAUAAGCGAGGGCAGCUUCGUGGUCCUGCUGCUCUCGGGAGGCGAGCGGAAGCUGCAGCGAGUGCGCUCCGGCGCCGCCAUGCGCGUCGGCAAGCACAAGCCAACGUGCGACCCGCUGCUCGGAGCACCGUUUGGCGCAAACUUUGUGGUCGAGACUGGCGGUGGCGAGGCGCGCCUGGUGCGCGACCAGCGGACGAUCGAGGAGAUCGACGCCUCCGUCACCGAGGUCGCCGCCUCCCUCGGCGGCGCUUCGGCCGAUGCCACCAACGCCGAGCUGAACGACGAGCGCGAGGCCACGACGGCUCAGUCGCUGAGCCACGCGGAGAUUGAGGCGCUCAAGGCGGGCGGCGCGUCUGGCGAGGCGCUCGUGCACGCCAUCGCUGCCGGUUCGAAGACCUUUGCCUCGAAGACUGCGUUUUCGCAGGAGAAGUACCUUCGCAAGAAGGCGCGAAAGCACUUUCAGACAGUGACUGCGCUGCGGCCCUCGCCGCUGGUGCUCUGCGACCACUUCAUGGCCAAGGGCCCCGACAAGCUGAUGGGCCUCCGCCGCGACUCCCUCUCCCUCCUCCUCACCCUCUCCGACCCGCGGCCCGGCGCGCGAGUCCUCUGCCUCGACGGCACGAGCGGCCUCCUCCCCGCGGCGCUCGCGGCCCAGCUCGGAGGCGACGGCGCCGUCCUCGCGGCCCACGUAAGGCAGCCCUCGCUCGACGGGCUGCAGUGGCUCAACCUCACGCCGCAGUGCGCCGCGACCGUCGGCUCGGCGUCGCUCCAGCAGCUCCUCACGUGGGCUCCCUCCUCCUCGCCCUCCUCCUUGCCCUCCUCCUCGCCCUCCUCCUCGCCCGCUGCCGCCGCCACCGCGGCGGCGGCGGUGGCCGAUCCCGCCGCGGCGGCGGCCGAGGCGGCGGCCGGCGAUGGCGAUGGCGCGGGUGUGGCAUCGAUGGCUACGGAGGCGAGCGGUUGGCUUGCGAGUGGUGGCGAGGGCGGCGCUCCAGCGACGGCAGACGGGACGGAGGCGGUGGCGGAGGCGGGCGCGGUGGCGGAGGCGGGCGCGGUGGAGGGUGAGGGGGCGGAGGGGGCGGAGGGGGAGAGCGGCGCGGCGGGCGGCGAGGAGGGUGGGGGCGGUGGCGGUGGCCCCGACCGCCGCGCGCGCGCGACCAAGCUGCAGGACAGCGCGGCACUCGACGCAUGGCUGGCGCCGCUCUUCUCCUCUCUCGUCGUCGCGACCCGCGAGGCGCCGGCGCCGGCGAGUCGCUGCGCCGUGGCGCCGAACCGGACGCACCCGACCAUGAGCACCUACCCGCCGACGGGCUACGUGCUGGCCGGCAUCAAGGUGGCUCCGCCGGCAGGGAAGUGA